Molecule: messenger RNA, 2817 nt
Organism: Rotaria sp. Silwood2
Lineage: Eukaryota; Metazoa; Rotifera; Eurotatoria; Philodinida; Philodinidae
Source: the annotation of a GenBank genome assembly
AUGAAGGCUUCCAACUUAACUUCAAUUCCAAAUGCACAACGACAUACAGAUCAACAGCCUUUGAAUUCACAAAUUCAAACUACAACAACACAACAACGUGAACCAAACUCAGCGAAAACCAAAAAACCAAGAAAAAAAUGUCAUGGUAAUCGAAAACUACAGCGUUUUAGAAAAAAAUGUUAUAAACGUGGUCUCACUAAAGAACAAACACAACAUUUGAUUCAUGAAUAUAAUCAUAAUAAUAAACCAAAUGAACAUGUUAACAAUAAUGUAAAGCAAGACCAAUUGACGACGAUCGAAAAAAUGGAAGUCUCCACUGACUUCACUCACACUUCGAAUGCAUAUGAAACAACAACAACAACAACAACCAUAUCCCAUAAACGUAAACAAUCACAACGGACACCUUCAUCAAGUCAACGAUCCGAUUCACGUUCAACAGUUAAAAAAAUGAAGCGAAACAAAUCAUCUCAAAUUGAUAUGACUCCUUUAAAACCAACUUAUAAAUUACCUGUCUACUUGAAACAACAUGCAAAAUUACUCUUUCGAAAUUUACGUGUGCUAUUAAAACAUACGUUAAGAAAAAAAUGUGAACGCCAAUUUCUUCAUCAUCGACUUCAAUUAUUAGAUCAACAAGGUCGUCUUGGACUUCGUCAAAAUUUAUGGCAAUCAUAUUUAAGUUUAGGAUCCGAUAAAGAAGUGUGGCCCAAUUCAGUAAUCAAGAUGGCAAAAACCAAUGAACAUACUGUGUGUGAACAAUUUGUUAAACAACAUCUCCAUGAAAUGAAACAUAAAUUCGAUUAUUUUACAAAUGAAUUAAAACUACAAUGGGAAUCAUAUCCACGAACACUUUUAUCAUUACAGUCUAGUCUUGAUCAACAUCUUCAACAGUUUGUUGAAUUACAACAAAAAUAUUUAGCAACUAAAAUGCACUAUCAACUUCAUCGAUAUGAAGAUAUGAUUGCCGAAAUCGACUUAAUCCAAAGUUUAUCAAGUUUUCCUCUUACCACUGAUCACCAAACAACUAUUGAUCAUCUUAUACAUUUACAAGAAAAACAAGUAGUCAUAUAUGAAGAUCUUCAAAAACUAGAAGCUCGAAUUGCUAUUGAUAUUUUACCUCGAAGUUUCGAUGAAUUAGAAUGGUUUAUAGCAUGUGAUGAUUAUAUUCCUUUCAUUAAAGAUAAUAUAGCUGUUGAAUUUCAACAAAAUCAAUACAAAAUUAUUCAAGAAGCCAAACGUACAUGGUUGAAUUCAUAUAUGGUUGCAUAUGAAAGUCAAAUUACACAAAUCGAACAUGAAUAUGAAAUGGAAUUACAUCAAUUUGAAUUAACAAAUUCAAGUCAAAGUUAUUUAAAUAAUGCAAACAUCACCUUAUAUAUAAACAUUUUACUUGAAAAAAACAUGAAAGCUUCAACUUCAACUUUAAUUCCAAGUGUACAACAACGUGAACCACACUCAACGAAAACUAAAAAACCAAGAAAAAAAUGUCAUGGUAAUCGUAAACUACAACGUUUUAGAAAAAAGUGUUAUAAACGUGGUCUUACUAAAGAAGAAACACAACACUUGAUUCAUGAAUAUAAUCAUAAUAAUACACCAAAUGAAAAUGAAACAAAUAAUAUAAACCAAGACCAACUGACCAGGAUUGAAAAAAUGGAAGUCUCCACUGACUUCACUUACACUUCGAAUGCAUAUGAAACAGCAACAACAACAACCAUAUCCCAUAAACGUAAACAACCACAAGGGACACCUUCAUCAAGUCAACGAUCAACUUCACGUUCAUCAGUUAAAAAAAUGAAGCGAAACAAAUCAUCUCAAAUUGAUAUGACUCCUUUAAAACCAACUUAUAAAUUACCUAUCUACUUGAAACAACAUGCAAAAUUACUCUUUCGAAAUUUACGUGUGCUAUUGAAACAUAGUUUAAGAAAAAAAUGUGAACGCCAAUUUCUUCAUCAUCGACUUCAAUUAUUAGAUCAACAAGGUCGUCUUGGACUUCGACAAAAUUUAUGGCAAUCAUAUUUAAGUUUAGGAUCGGACAAAGAAGUCUGGCCCAAUUCAGUUAUCAAGAUGGCAAAAACCAAUGAACAUACUGUGUGUGAACAAUUUGUGAAACAACAUCUCAAUGAAAUGAAACAUAAAUUAGAUUAUUUUACAAAUGAAUUAAAACUACAAUGGCAAUCAUAUCCACGAACACUUUUACCAUUACAGUCUACUCUUGAUCAACAUCUUCAAAAGUUUGUUGAAUUACAACAAAAAUAUUUAGCAACUAAAAUGCAAUAUCAACUUCAUCGAUAUCAAGAUAUGAUAACAGAAAUAGACUUAAUCCAAAGUUUAUCAAGUUUUCCUCUUACAAGUGAUCACCAAACAACCAUUGAUCAUCUUAUGCAUUUACAAGAAAAACAAGUAGUAAUAUAUGAAGAUCUUCAAAAACUAGAAGCUCGAGUUGCCAUUGAUAUUUUACCUCGAAGUUUCGAUGAAUUAGAAUGGUUUAUUGCAUAUGAUGAUUAUAGUCCUUUCAUUAAAGAUAAUAUAGCUGUUGAAUUUCAACAAAAUAGAUACAAAAUUAUUCAAGAAGCCAAACGUACAUGGUUAAAUUCAUAUAUGGUUGCAUAUGAAAUUCAAAUUAUACAAAUCGAACAUGAAUAUGAAAUGGAAUUACAUCAAUUUGAAUUAACAAAUUCAAGUCAAAGUUAUUUAAAUAAUGCAAACAUCACCUUGUUUCAAUCUUUUCUCAAUUAUAUCAAUCAUCGCAUAAAAAGAAUUAAAGAAGAAAUAGCUUAUGAAAAAAUUNACCAAAUGAUAAAAAAUUCGACAGCAACAUGA